Messenger RNA from Nymphalis io (European peacock), 3169 nucleotides. It is a transcript of the gene Arl8, whose product is annotated as ADP-ribosylation factor-like protein 8. The record is from RefSeq and is a predicted model, not a curated record. Gene Ontology annotation, molecular function: GTPase activity; GTP binding. Gene Ontology annotation, biological process: anterograde axonal transport; protein transport. Gene Ontology annotation, cellular component: lysosomal membrane. Bases 92 to 655 code for a protein of 187 amino acids. Lineage: Eukaryota; Metazoa; Arthropoda; Insecta; Lepidoptera; Nymphalidae. The transcript has 5 exons.
ACUGUCAAAUUGUUAAGACCAGCAAUUUUUCUGAAAGGCGUAUUAAAUUUUUACUUUUUUCAGUCAUAAAUACAGUAGAUUGUUUAAUAAAAUGUUAGCUUUAAUCAAUCGCAUCCUUGAUUGGAUUAAAAGCUUGUUUUGGAAGGAAGAGAUGGAACUGACAUUGGUCGGCCUACAAUAUUCAGGAAAAACAACUUUUGUUAACGUCAUUGCCUCUGGUCAAUUUAGUGAAGACAUGAUUCCCACUGUUGGUUUCAACAUGCGCAAAAUUACAAAAGGCAAUGUCACUAUUAAAGUCUGGGAUAUAGGUGGUCAGCCAAGGUUCCGUUCCAUGUGGGAAAGGUAUUGUAGAGGAGUCAACGCUAUAGUGUAUAUGGUUGAUGCCGCGGACCCGGACAAGAUCGAGGCGUCUCGCAACGAGCUGCACAGCCUGUUGGAGAAACAGCAGCUCACCGGCAUACCCGUGCUGGUGCUGGGCAACAAGCGGGACCUGCCGCACGCUCUCGACGAGCACGGUCUCAUCGAGCGCAUGAACCUCUCCGCUAUCCAGGACCGCGAGAUCUGCUGCUACUCGAUCUCGUGCAAGGAGAAAGACAACAUCGACAUCACGCUGCAGUGGCUCAUCUCGCACAGUAAGUCGGGCAGUGCGCGCUAGUCGCCGGCCCGUCGGUCCGCAGUCGGCACCCGUCGGCAACUGUCGGGCUACGGUCGGGCUACGGUCGUUCCCCUCGUCUCCUGCCGAAUGCGGACUCCUUGCCCGCGAUUUUUCAAAUACGACUUCGAAACGGAUUCCACAUUUCGCGCGAGAUAUUUCUUUGGUAGCUAGUUUAAAGAUAUAGUCCGUUGAAUAGAUUACUUGUUUUAUAAAUGAAAUCUUAAAGUUGCAUGCGCGUUUGACAUUCAUCAGACCGUGUACUAUGUCGCCUUAUCGAGUGCGUGUGGGGGUUCCGCUCGUUCGUGUAAUGCGUGAACUGCUAUUGUAAAUUAAACUUCAUCAAAAUACGUAUCAAGGUAGAAGUGCACGCUAACAAAGACCAUAUUCCAAUACGAUAAGGUCCACUUUUAUCGACCACAGCUUUUAAUCUUUGAUAUGUAUGUUGACGUACAUUUCUUCUCGUUGAAUUACAGAAACGUUAUGAGUGCAUGUCUACAUUUUCGCUCAAAUUAACGACAUUAUUAUCUCGAAUAGCGCAAUCAAUAAAAUAUUUAUUUUUGUUCACAUAGUACUAUAAUAAAGGAACAUUGGCGCCAUUUCGAAAUGGCGUCCGCGGCAAAAAUGUGCCUGUCUUUGUAAUUCGAUGAGAAAAAACUUAAACUCUUAGAUCCUAAAUUUAAUUAGCUUGAGUCGACUCACUCUCUGAAUUAUGUGACAUUAUUUUGUAUUCAUUGAAACUUUGGCAAUUUUUAUUGGUGCCAAGUUUGGUAAGCGCUUCAUUUGAAUCAUAUUAUCGGUAUAGGUAUGUGAACGCAAAGUAUUGCCACAUUAAUAUAAAUUACUAUCCAAAGUAUAUAGCGGCUGUUAGUGAAUAAUUUUAGUGAUAAAUAGUCGAUAACAAAGUCCACACAUUGAUUUUCAGUUUUAAUUUAAUCAUUAAAAUGGUAUAUAUACGACACUUCGGACUUAGUUUAGUUUACGUGGACUUGCAAUAUCAAUUAUUAUUAUAUAUCAAAACUUUUUAUAUCUAUCUGUCGCAAUAUUAAGGAUUUGUACGUAUUGUAUUAGAUCGUUUAGAUUCUCUGAUAAUAUUAGCGUAUAUACAUUACAAAUAUACUUAUCUCAUAUUGUUAGCUAAAUAAUAAGUUAAUAUAAUAUAUAGUGUGAGACUAAUUUUGCUCCAUGAUAGCUGUAUAUAUAGUUGAAAAAAAAAAACAACAAAAUUUUGUUAAUUUUAUUUUAUUUCAUAGAUCGAUUCGUAUUCUUCUAAAAAAAGUUUUCGUUAUAAAACGAAAUUAUACUAAGGUUGCCAUCUGCAAGUUUUUAAAACUUUGGAACAUUGCUCGACUGGCAGCCCUAUGUUAGUUUCACACGAAAUUUGUUAGUCACGAAAUUUUUUUUGUACUUGUAACACUGCACAUUGUGUUAUCUGAUAAACAGUUAAAAAUGUAUUUGCGAUUGUUCUACACUAAGAAUACCAUCGAAUAUUAUCAAAAAAACGUAUAUUACUUAAAAUAUUUAUAUAUUAUAUUCCGGUUUUGAUGUAACGUAGUAAAGUCAAGCAAAAUAAAAAUAAAAAAUUGCCUGAAGUUACGAAAGAGUGUCUAUGUCGUGCCGUGUGGCGUCACUCUUAGUUUUGCGUUCAAACACUAACGAUAAGGAUCGAGUUAAAAAAAGUUUUGUAUGAACGCGUUUAAAACCAGAGUAAUAUAUACAUAUGUAUGAUAAAUGAAAUGGUAACUUAAAAUAUAUAGAAAAUUGUUUCGUUUCCCUUAUAAAUCAUUUAUAUUGAAGAAAUAAAAAGUGUUGUGUUCUGUUGUAGAUUUUUCAAUACUGACAUGAAAAAAAAACAUUACAAAUAUAAAUUUAUUGUUGGUGUUGAAAUAUUUACGGUAUGAUGUUGAUUGUUUUUAUUGGAAUGAGUUGAACUGUCUCGUUGCACGUUUGCCCGUCGCGCGGGUUUUGCUAGUGCUUCAAAUUUGUUAUAAUUUAGAUAUACUAUCAGAAACUACUUAAAAUUUUAAUAUGGAGAUCUCAAGUAACAGAAAUUUUAUCUGGAGAAUAAAAUCAAUAAACGAUUUUGAGACUAUGAAAUGAAAUAAAUUAUUUUAAUGUUCUAAAUCUCAAAAAAUUAAACAUUAAGCGAGAUUAAAUUAUAAAAAUUGUAAAAUUAUACAUAAAUGAAUGUAUAACAUUUGUUUUUCUAACCUAUGUAACAAGUGUCCUAAUAAUGUAAUCAUUGUUUGUGUAUUUGGAAAAGUUGAAUAAAAGAAAUCAAAAUGUCUCUCAAAUUCAUUGCAUACAUUCUAAUUGCAGUUUUAAAAUUGAAAUUGUCUAGAACAAUGAGGCUGUGAGAUUCUAUAACACAAAAUGUAUAUAAUUUUAUGUUAUUUGAGAUAUCAAUAUUUAUAUUUGUAAAGGUACGUUAGUCACUCGGCUGUAAUAUAUUCUUUUUUCUAUGAAGAUGACACAAAUCAAUAUAGCGGUGAAAGAUAAUAUUAAAUUAUGUUCAAA